Rhopilema esculentum is the source of this 2088-nucleotide messenger RNA. Lineage: Eukaryota; Metazoa; Cnidaria; Scyphozoa; Rhizostomeae; Rhizostomatidae. The record is from RefSeq and is a predicted model, not a curated record.
AAGAACCAUUGAAAUCAGAACCAGGCGAAACCAGAUCGAUCGAAAUUAUUGUCGGGAUAAUAGUUCCAGCAAUCGUUGUGCUCGCCUUAGCUGUUGCAGUUUGUUACAUAAGAAAGCGACGAUCCAAAAGGCCAACAAUUCAAGAAGGUGGUUUGGCAAAGGACGGUGUGCCUCUUUCAAAUUUACAUGGCCAGAUCGAGAAUCCAUCGUAUGAUCAUGAGUAUGAGAGUUUGAACAACGUAAGAGCCUCUGCUGCUAUGGAGGAGCCCAGCAUAGUUAGUAGAGGAAGUUCAGAUGAAGCUGUAAAAUUGAGAAAAUUUCCUCGUAAAGUUGUAAUCGAUCAAGAAUAUCCUCAAGUUUCUGUUCAGGACUUUGUUCGACGUGCAACAGAGUCACAAAAGCGUAACUAUCAAGGGAUUAUCAUGGAGUAUGAGAAUCUUGACAAGAAACAGCAGUUUCCUUGGGAUAUUGCUACAGAUCCAGCCAACCAACAGAAGAAUGUGCAUGCCGAUAUAUUCCCAUAUGACCAUUCAAGAGUACACCUGAAUACUCUACCUGAAGAUCAAAAUUCCGACUAUUUUAAUGCAAGCCAUAUUUCUGAUUACUCGGGAAAUCACAAAUACAUUGCUGCUCAAGGUCCAUCUGAAGCUUUGAUUUACGACUUCUGGAGAAUGAUAUGGGACAAGCAUGUGCCAGCCAUAAUCAUUUUGACAAAACUUUUCGAGAGGGGGAAAAUUAUGUGCACACAGUAUUGGCCUAAUUCUAAUUCUAGAAGUUAUGGAAAGAUAAAAGUGUGCCUAAAGUCAAUUGACGAUAAAAACAGCUACACAAUAAGAUGUUUUUCCAUUCAAAGGGAAGGUUGCACAGAAGUGAAAAAGGUUUAUCAGUACCAUUUGAAGACCUGGCCUGAAUGCGGAGUACCUAAUCGCACGUAUGAUCUGCUAAACAUGUGGGCCACUUUUCGCAGGAGAUUCCCCUGCAGCAUUAAUGAUCCAGUUGUAGUACAUUGCAGCGCUGGAAUUGGCCAAACUGGCACAUUCAUUCUAAUUGAUGCAAUGAUAGAGCUUGCACAGACCCAGAAAAAAGUUGACGUUUUCAAUUAUCUCAAUUUUAUUCGAAGUCAAAGGAUUGGUCUUGUUCAAGUAAAGGAACAAUACAUUUUUGCAUAUAAUGCGCUGCUUGAAGUCAUAGGCUGCAAAGAAACUGCGAUUAAACCCCAGGAAUUGAAACGUCGAAUGAACAUAAUGCAGCCCAAAGGUGUAACUGGCAAAACUUCAUUCGAGGAAGAGUUUGAGCGACUUUCCUGGACAACUAAAUUCUUUAAUGAUGCAAAUGCUAGAGCUGGAGGUGAAGGAAACAACAUAACAAAAAACAGAAUUACAGAAAUAAUACCAAAUGAUGUGCAUCGUGUGGUUUUGAAGCAGGCAAUUUAUGAAAACAACAGUGGUUCUGACUACAUAAAUGCCACUUACGUAAAUGGCUAUAGUAAACUCAACGCCUUCAUCGCGACACAGCACCCACUGCCAGAGACUAUUGACGAUUUCUGGCUAAUGAUUCAGCAGACAGAAGUGUCUAUGGCGGUCCUUCUUAGCAACACUAUUCAUGGAAGCAUGGACCUUCCCAUCUUUUGGCCUCCACUGCACACAGCUCGGGAAUAUGGCGGUGUUUUAGUAAACCACCAAUCAGAGGAGAGCAACGGUGGCAGCAUUGAACGGAUGUUUACUGUCAGGAAUGUUGACUCAGCAGAGAAAUGGAGAAAUCUGACAAUGCUCCAGUUUGAGGGUUGGACUGAUCAUGGCGUUCCAAAAGACUUGGACAAAUUUAUAUCGCUGCUAAACAAAGUUGAAACACAUAAACAAAAUCAGUCUGAUGACAGACCAGUUGUAAUCAUCUGCAGAGAUGGUGCUGGUCGCUCUGGCACAUUUAUCGCUAUUUCACUCAUUCUGGAACGGUUCAAGGCAGAACAAGUUAUAGAUGUCUUUGAGGCAAUCAAACUGAUCAGAGGUUUUCGACCUGAGUUUGUGGAUAAUGCCGUAAGUAAUUUUUUUUACAUUUCUGGCUAUUAGAGGAAGACAAUCGCUUGUACAG